AUGGUGGAGGAAAACCAACUUAAUGAAUAUGGAGUCUCACCAUCCAAGCUAAGCCACGAGGAACUUGUACAUAUGGUUGUCGGGUUGCAGGCGGAUGUUGAGGCUAGAGACAUUGUGAUCGCUGCUUUACAGUGUGAGCAGAACUAUUUUCUUGUCGACGGUGCCCGACGACAUCGGUAUUUUAUGGACAAGGCUUUUGAAAUCAACCUAGAUGAUCCAAUACUUGCACUUCAACGUGAUUAUAUUCCUUUUCAUUUGUCAUCGGACCCCUCAGAUGGUUGCGAUUUCGGUGUCAAUGCAGAGCAUCACCGUGAAACAAAAUUAACUAGUUUAGAAGAACUUUUUGAUGUUCAAAGACGUGCACAUGCCUUUUACCGGGAGCAACUAGAGUCUGCGGAGAGGAGAUAUGCUGCUCUUUGCAGUUCAUUUGAGGAAGAGCGGAAGAGGCUGGAGCGUGAUGCAGCACAGGGUGACGAUGUCGUAGCUAUGCUGGAGAAGGAACGUGAGAAGUUACAGUUGGAGCUGGAAACUGAGCGAAAUCAGACCAAGCGUCUGGAAAAGGAAUUAAAGAAAGCAUUGGAUGGUUAUAACAACCAAAAGGCGCUUUCCCAACGUCAACGGUUAGUGGCAGCUCAACUGAUACGAGAAAAAUGGCGUCUUCAAAAGGAGCUCUCGAUGAAAUGUGAGCAAAUCGAGCAACUUGAAUCCAAGUUGGGACUUAAAUCUCCGCUCCCUUUUGACCUCCCCUCUUCUGUGAAAGUGUUGGUACGCAUUCUUGCUGCUAAAUGCUGA
This is a messenger RNA of Hydatigera taeniaeformis, 792 nucleotides long. NCBI's taxonomy places the organism in Eukaryota, Metazoa, Platyhelminthes, Cestoda, Cyclophyllidea, Taeniidae. The record is from the annotation of a GenBank genome assembly.